This is a messenger RNA of Coregonus clupeaformis (lake whitefish), 4302 nucleotides long. Its product is annotated as suppressor of tumorigenicity 7 protein-like. The coding region runs from base 1 to 1662 and encodes 553 amino acids. NCBI's taxonomy places the organism in Eukaryota, Metazoa, Chordata, Actinopteri, Salmoniformes, Salmonidae. Gene Ontology annotation, molecular function: protein binding. The transcript is spliced from 15 exons. The record is from RefSeq and is a predicted model, not a curated record.
AUGAUUCCUCUGUUUACAGCACAGCCAUCCGUUAAAAACAUGGAGGACGCGACCAGCAUUAAUCCUCAAUCUCUUGGAUUUACAGAUAAAUUAAAAUCAUGGUUGUCCUGGUCAUGGACAUACAUAUGUGCCGUUUGGUUUGCCAUGGUUUUAACUAUGAUCUAUGUUCUGCGAAGCCCCUUGAAACUGCAGGACACUCUUACCUCAGCAUCUGUGUUCUUGAAUACACUGACCCCUAAAUUCUAUGUGGCACUCACUGGAACAUCCUCUCUAAUCUCUGGUCUAAUCUUGAUAUUUGAGUGGUGGUACUUCCGUAAGUAUGGGACCUCGUUCAUCGAGCAGGUGUCUGUUAGCCAUCUGCGACCCCUCCUAGGUGGGGUGGAGAGCAGCUCAACCACUGGCCUGUUCUCCUCAGUCAACGGAGAGGCUGAGCCCAGACCCAGUGUCUCAGAGUGUAAAGUUUGGAGGAAUCCUUUAAAUCUAUUCAGAGGAGCAGAAUACAGCAGGUACACCUGGGUGACUGGAAAGGAGCCUUUGACGUACUACGAUAUGAACCUGUCUGCUCAAGACCACCAGACUUUUUUCACUGGUGACACUCAGCAAAUCAAGGCUGAAGAUACUGUGAUGCAGAAGGCCUGGAGGGAGAGGAAUCCCCAAGCCCGGAUCAGAGCAGCUUACCAGGCCAUAGAGAUGAACCACGAGUGUGCUGCUGCCUAUGUGCUUCUGGCAGAGGAGGAAGCCACCACCAUCACAGAGGCUGAGAGGCUGUUUAAACAAGCCCUGCGGAGUGCUGGCAAAGACAUCAACUUGCUGGUGUACAUCAAACGCAGACUGGCCAUGUGUGCACGCAAGCUGGGACGCAUCAAGGAGGCAGUGAAAAUGAUGAGAGAUUUAAUGAAAGAAUUCCCACUGUUGGGAAUGUUGAAUAUACAUGAAAACCUCCUGGAGGCGUUACUGGAGCAACAGGCCUACGCUGAUGUACAAGCAGUCCUCGCCAAAUACGACGAUAUCAGCUUGCCAAAAUCAGCUACAAUAUGCUACACAUCUGCACUGCUGAAAGCACGGGCUGUAUCAGAUAAGUUUUCUCCUGAGGCAGCAUCCCGGCGGGGCCUGAGCACUGCAGAGAUGAACGCUGUGGAGGCUAUACACAGAGCCGUGGAGUUUAACCCACAUGUGCCAAAGUAUUUAUUAGAGAUGAAGAGUCUGAUCCUGCCCCCAGAACACAUCCUGAAGAGGGGGGACAGUGAGGCGGUGGCCUAUGCCUUCUUUCACCUGCAGCACUGGAAGAGGGCAGAGGGAGCCUUAAACCUGCUGCACUGCACCUGGGAAGGCACUUUUCGGAUAAUUCCCUACCCUCUAGAGAAGGGUCACCUGUUUUACCCUUACCCUGGGUGCACAGAAACAGCAGAUCGGGAACUGCUGCCAACCUUCCAUGAGGUGUCUGUUUACCCAAAGAAAGAGCUUCCCUUCUUCAUCCUCUUCACAGCAGGCCUUUGCUCCUUCACUGCCAUGCUGGCCAUGCUCACACACCAGUUCCCUGAGCUCAUGGGCGUCUUUGUCAAAGCAUUCUUCAGCACCCUCUUCACACCCCUGGGUUUCUUCGCAGACAAGAUGGAGAGCUUCAUGCCGUCGAGUUUCUGGCAUCAGCUGACUCGAAUUUGACCCCAUCACACACACGUACACAUACACACCCCUCAGACACCAACACUCCAAAACUACAGACAGAAAUGUUUGCUCUCCUGUUUUCAGCAUUCACACACACUUGUUGUUUUGGUACUGAUUAUGUUGGCCAAGUCUUGUAUCAACAUCCAGUCGCAACUCAGAGAUGCACCCACUAAAGAAGCCAGGUUUUAAAGUAAACAUUUACCAGAUAUUCACGCAGUUAUUCGUUUAUUAUUAUUAUAGGAACUUGAAGUUAUGUUGAGUUACACAGAACGGUAAAUUUGGAAGUAUUUCAACCUACAUUUUACUUCCAAGUCCCACCUCUAAAUUACGUCAAUCUCUCAUACAGUUAUGAAUUAAGUGCUGAAACAAUAAAUGUAUUAUUAGUUUACUUUUCAUUAUUGUGAAGGCUAACACUACAGUUCAUGCAAGUAGUAUCCCUCUGUUCUAGUUAGGGGUGCAAAAUUCCAGGAACUUUCAAUAAAUUCCCUGGUUCUUCUGAAAUCCUGGAUGUAGGAUUCCGGAUUUCCUGCUUAUCCCCUCCUGAUUCCGGGAAUCCUCCAACCGGGAUUGUGGGAAAAACAUGGAACGUAUUGUUCUAGUGUUGCUAUUCUUAAUAUCUGGCCAAGUGUAUUGUCUGUGUUAGCUGGUGCAGCAGGAGACAGAUGGAUGGAUAUAUAGAAAAGCAUACUAGAAGGCCUGUUUUCCAUGAUCGCAGAUCUGAACAGAUCCAUUUCUGUUCACUAGAAUAAGGCAGAGCCAUGUAUUUAGAGAGUUGGGACAUUGAGCUUUCUGCUUUAUGAUGCAUUUACAUGAGACAAUAUAUGGCAGCCAUGUUAGCGCCCCAUUUACAUUACAUAGGGAAUAUGUCUAGAAUGAGUAUAUGACUAAUUUACAUUACACUUCAAAAUUAUAUGGCAGCCAUGUUAGCGCCCCAUUAAUAUUACACAGGGAAUAUGUAUAUAAUGCUAUGUAACAAUGUCUAGAAUUAGAACAAUAUUUUAAAAAAUCUAAAACUUGGCCCAACUCUAAAUGCAUGGCUCUGGAAUAAGGUAUGUGUGUCAGAGGUCAUGCCAGUUCAGAUAGGUUAAAACAAAGCCUUUAUGGUACAUAGUCAUCAUAUGUGGCAGAGUUUAAGUUUGUGAGACCUUCUAAAAACAGAUCCUUGAUUUACUGCCUCACUCUGUCUGUAGUGUAUACAACGCCUGCAGUGUUUUGCCAGUUGUUGCUACAGCAUGCCACCUCCGUGCUAUGUCACUGGCAACCUGCACCCCCUCAAACGUAGCAUAAACAUGUAAGUGGGAUUAUGACCGGUUACGGCAUGGGUAGUCAUGGCAUCAUCACUCACAGCCAAUCACAUAACAGAACGCAGCGUUGCGUUUCUCCUCUAUGAGUUGUAUGCAACUCGUAUUGCUCAGGUGUUAUGGGCCAAUCACAACAGGACGCUUUGUUUGAAUCACUGUGUGAUUUCACCCUAGCCUCAACAGCAUAUACUCUGAACCAUGAUCUAAGACUAGUCAAUAGCCUAUAUAUUGUGGCAGGACUUGCUAUUUGAUAUUGAAUAGCAUGAAGGACCUUUUGUGCCUCACUGGCUCAACAGACAGAUUGGAUUUAAGCGGCUUGAUGAAAUUGAAAGCUAUUGCCCACAAUACUCCCAGAUACGUAUUGUAUUGAUGAACCAACGUUUCGGCAUACAGUGGUUUCAGAACCUGCUCAUUCAUUUGCUAAUUCCUUGACCUGUAUUAUAUAAUUUAGCAAACAUAAACCCAAAUAAAAAAUAAAAAAGAUGGCAGCAAGAGCUGACCGUUCAUUGGUUGCUGGUAGUGCAUUGCAUCCAGUGCUGGACUAACGCGUUUUGGGCCUCGGGGCCCAAACAUAUUUAUAUUUUGGGGGAGGAAUACAGCUAACUUCCUGCAUGUGCAGUUUUAUAAUGAAAUUCUACAUAUUGUGUCAUGAGGCCGAGAUAACAUUUUGCAGUUUUAAAGCAAAUUUCCUACGAUUCUACACAUUUCGCCAUGGGGCAGAGAGAAAAAGUUGCUGUUUUAUAGCUUAUCAUGCUAUUCUUCAGAUUUUGCCAUCAGGAUGAGAGAAAAUGUUGCAAAUUUCCUGCUAUUCUACACAUUUUGCCAUGAGGCUAAGAGAAAAUCUUCCAGUUUUAAAGUACAUUUCCUGCAAUUCUACACAUUUUGCCAUUGCUUAUGACGUGUUCAUAUCCUAUUUGUGGGGACCCCCGACACCCUUUUUUGGGGGGGGUCGGGGGCACGUGCUCUGCGUGCCCGUUCGGCAAUCCGACCCUGAUUUUAUCAUGGUCUAUUGGUGCACAGUGCUUGAACAGCACUUAUAAUUGGUUUGCUACUUUCAUUCAACUUAUGUGUCAGAGCCAUCAACACUCCUACCUGGCUAUACUGUGCACGAUCUGGGUGUAAUUACUGUACACUAUUUUAAUUCCAUACUGUUGGAUUAUAUUUGGGAUAGUCCAGAGUAACAAGAUGAAAUGCUGAAGACAGAAGUCCUAAUAUUUGACCUUACUACCAUAUGAGUUAGAUAUCUCACAAUAAAUUGGUUCUUGAAUGUAAAUCUAAUGCGUUUGUGUUUGAAUUUUUGUUGUACUUUGUGAACAAAUAAAAGAAAAUAAAAAGA